Messenger RNA from Cryptomeria japonica (Japanese cedar), 1494 nucleotides. RefSeq lists its product as uncharacterized. The transcript is spliced from 5 exons. NCBI's taxonomy places the organism in Eukaryota, Viridiplantae, Streptophyta, Pinopsida, Cupressales, Cupressaceae. The record is from RefSeq and is a predicted model, not a curated record. Bases 1 to 1494 code for a protein of 497 amino acids.
AUGUGGUGGAGAGAUAAGGAUUUUCCUCCAAAGUUGGAAGCUUGGUGGGCAGAAAGUGAUAUUUUCUCAGGGACCUCGAGCUUCCGCUUUGUUAAAAGGCUCAAGAUGGUGAAGCAGACCAUUAGAGAAUGGAACGAGGUCUCGUUCAAGAACAUUUUUGCAGAGAAACUUAGAGUGGAAACAGAGGAAGGCGAUUUGAAUACAAAAAUUUUCCAUGCCUCUGUCAAAGAAAAAAGAGUUAACAAUCGGAUUACUCGUAUUCAGGAUGGGGUUGGGGCCUGGAAAGAUAAGGCGGAGGUCAUCGAAGGGAUUGCAGUUAACCAUUUCAAAGCACUCCUUGGAGAUAGUAUUUAUGAUCAUCUUCCCACCUCCUUGCUAGACAUCAUUCCCAAAUUAGUUUCGGAGGAAGAAAAUUUUCAGUUAAUGCAACCCUUCACGCUUCAGGAAAUCAGGAAGGCUACUUUUGACAACCCCCCAUUCAAAUCUCCUAGGCUCGAUGAUAUGAUGAUGGAAUUCUUCCAAAAAUGUUGUGGAUUCAUGGGAGAAGAUAUUUUAAAGGUGGCAGAAGAUUUUAGGAGAAAAGGCAGGUUCGUUAGAGAACUGAAUAAUACGGUCAUAGUUCUGAUCCCCAAAAAGCAGGAGUGUUCGACCAUGAUGGACUUCUGCCCGAUAUCCCAGUGCAAUUCUCUAUACAAGAUAGUGUCAAAGGCAAUUAUGAACAGAUUGAAACCUCUGCUCAAUAAGAUCAUCUCUUCUGAACAACAUGGGUUCAUUCCAGGUAGGGAAAUUAUGGACAGCAUCCUUUCUACGAAAGAAACCAUUCACUCAAUGCAAAUAACCAGGAGCCCAGAAGCUUUGGGUAGAAACAUUAAGAAGCAGGUCAAGUUGGGCCUUUGGCGAGGGAUAUCCAUUCAUGAUGAUCUGGAGCAUAUCUCUCACUCCCAAUUUGCAGAUGACACAAUUUGUUUGGGGAGGCUUCGGAAAGGGAGGUUAAGCAAUAGAGCUUACCUAGCUUUGGACAUUUUGCUUAAGAAAUUCCUAUGGGAGGGAUCGAAGGAAACAAGCAGGAUCCCUUUGAUUAAUUGGGAAAUGGCCUACAUGAUCAAGGAAGAAGGAGGAGUAGGUUUGAGAAAGAUGAAUUUACAGAAUCUGGCGUUAGGAGCUAAGCUGGGGUGGAAGAUGUUUAAAUAUCCUCAGAAACUAUGGUGUAGAAUUAUGGACUCUUGGAAUGGGGAUGUUCCAAUAGAUGACCUGUUUGAGGAUAAGGACUGGGUAAACCAUGUGGAAGCAUCUGUAGGGCCAUGGGUGGCUGAUUAUCUCCAAAUUCAAAACUUGUCAUGGAAAAGUGUGGGGGAAUGGCAUCAAGUCAACCAAAAGAGGCUCUCAGACAUUCUCUUGUUGAAGAAGGUGUUUCCCUCUGAGGAAGAGGAUAGCUUACUUUGGAGUGCUUCCAAAUCAGGGGAUUACAGAGUUAACCUUGGUUACGAGCUCUAG